AUGCCGAACCAAGCAAACGCGCACGAGAAGCUGUCCAUGGGGCUGGGAAAGCCAAUCCCACCACCCCUUGCCGAUCCGAAGGAUUACAUCGUCGAGUUUGAUGAAGAUGACCCUACGCAUCCAUAUAACUGGAAGACUUCUACCAAACUCUACACCUCUAUCCUAGUGUGUACCGGCACGUUCGUCGCGGCGCUUGCAAGUGCCAUCUUUGCCCCCGGGGCAAAAGCCGCGAGCAAAGAAUUCGGCGUCAGCUCCGAAGUUGGGACUCUCGGAACGGCUUUAUUCGUACUUGGCUUCGCGUCCGGCCCGUUGCUCUGGGCGCCUUACUCCGAGCUACAAGGGAGGAGAUGGCCCUUGACUAUCGGCAUGUUAGCUGGCGGCAUAUUCACCGUUGCUUCUGCUGUGGCGAAAGAUAUCCAGACAUUGAUCAUCUGCCGCUUCUUCGCUGGGGUAUUCGCUGCGUGCCAAUACACUGUGGUUCCAGGAUUACUGUCCGAUAUCUAUGACAACACAUAUAGAGGUGUCGCAAACUCGGUAUACGCUUUGGCGGUUUUCGGGGCGCCUAUCAUGGCACCGAUUAUAGGCGGGUUCAUCAAUGCUAGUUCUUUAGGCUGGCGAUGGACUCUGUAUAUCCCGGCGAUUUUAAGUUUUGUGAAUGGAGGCAUCUCGUUAUUCUUCCUGCGCGAGACGUAUGCGCCAUGUAUCCUUUCCGCCAAGGCCGCUGUUCUUCGCCGCCAGACGGGCAACUGGGCUAUCCGUGCCCGACAUGAGUUGAUUGAGUUGAAUAUGAGACACUUGUUUGAGAAGUACUUCUCGCGGCCGGUGAGAAUGUUGAUAACGGAGCCGAUUAUACUGCUCGUAUCUCUCUACAUGGCGUUUAUCUAUGGGCUGGUGUAUUGCCUGUUAGGCGCUUACCCUUAUGUAUUUGAGGAGAUAUACGGCAUUUCUCCAGGACUUAGCGAUCUUCCUUUCCUCGGUCUCCUGCUCGGACAAGUCCUGGCUGUAGCGUUUGUCCUUACACUACAUCCGUCUUGGGUGAAGAAGCUAGCCAACCAUGACGGAAAAGCGCCCGUCCCUGAAUGGCGACUGCGACCUACUCUGUUUGGAGCGCCGAUUUUCGCAAUUGGCCUUUUCUGGUUUGGCUGGACUGGGUUUACCCCUAAAAUCCACUGGGCAUUCCCCACCGUCGCGGGUAUCUUCAUCGGAUUCGGGAAUGUCGCGGUGUUCCUACCGUGUUUUAAUUACAUCGUAGACGCCUAUUUGCCGCUAGCCGCUUCUGCCGUCGCCGCCAAUAUCAUGACGCGUUCCGCUGUCGCCGCGGGAUUCCCGCUAUUUUCUAGACAAAUGUUCCAAAACAUGGGCGUACAGUGGGCUGGAACUCUGCUCGGUGGUUUGGCUGCUAUUAUGAUUCCAAUUCCUUAUCUAUUCAGAAUUUACGGCCCAUGGUUGAGAGGGAAGAGCAAGAUCCUCCACUAG
This is a messenger RNA of Hypoxylon trugodes, 1476 nucleotides long. Its product is annotated as putative bicyclomycin resistance protein. Lineage: Eukaryota; Fungi; Ascomycota; Sordariomycetes; Xylariales; Hypoxylaceae. Gene Ontology annotation, molecular function: transmembrane transporter activity. The transcript is spliced from 5 exons. The coding region runs from base 1 to 1476 and encodes 491 amino acids. Gene Ontology annotation, biological process: transmembrane transport. The record is from RefSeq and is a predicted model, not a curated record.